AUGGGCCUCUGAAUUUAUGUGACAGCUACAGGAGAUAUUUUAUCGAAUUCCAGAAUUAUUGUUGAUUCAUCUGGGUCUAUAAAAAUACCGUUAGAGAGUCCAUUAGAAGUAACUUCUUCUGAAACUUUAUCGAGCCCUUCUUUUUCAAUGUGAAUUUGCUUAUCAUUUACUUCUGCAUUUAACAAUCCUGCCAUUACAACAACGUUGAAAAUAUAUAAUAAUAACAAUCUAGUCGCUUCGUCAACUUAUAAUACUGUCAUUUAUAGAGAUCAAGCUAAUCAAAACAUUAAAAUCGGCGGAAGUUCAGCUUCCUAUUUUAAAGGCUUUAUUUACAGCUAUCAGCUCUGAAAUGUUGCUAUAUUUGAUUUUACAACGCAAUUAGAUGAAAUUUGUGGCUCAGGACUGUUAGCAAAUUGUUUAUGGGCAUCUGAUAUUAACGAUUAUUUUGACUCAACAUACAAAAAUUGUGAUACAGGCUGCAGUUUAGGAUGCACAAGAACUGGUUCAUGCAAUAUUUGUGACGAUCCGCUUUGUAGUGUAUGUACUGGGUUUGAUGCAAAUAAAUGCACCACUUGUGUUUCUCAUGCUCACAAUACCCCAUGUAGCUGCGAUUCAGGCUCUUCUUUAUCAUCUGAUGGCUUUUCUUGUAUACCCUGCUUUACUGGCUGUUCUUCAUGCUCUUCAUCACAAUAUUACCAAUGCUCAGCUUGUGUUUCCUCUUAUUAUCUAUUAAAUGUCCUAUGCGAUACACAAUGUCCAAGCGGUUAUAGCCAAAAUUCUGGAGUGAAUUCCUUCUUUUAUUUGCAAAAUCUUGAAUCUUACGAAUGAAACCAUAUUGCAUUCACAGCAGAACACAAAAAUACGAAGCAGACAAAAAUGGCGUUCUAUUUAAACGGAGUUACAGAUCAUGAAAGUGAUAUAGGAUCUGACUAUUUUAAAGACACCAAAACAGAUAUGACUUUUACAUUAGGGGCGGAAAAGGAUCUAUCUGGCUAUAAAAAUUAUUUUAAAUGAUUUAUUUAUGAUAUUAAGGGGUACAACUCAGUAAAAAACAUAUCAUCACUUGUACUGCCCGCCGCGCAGUGCACAGAAGCCUGCAAAGCAUGCUUUACAAAUGGGAUCUGCAUUCCUAACUGUUUAAUUAGCCAAUACUGGAUUGGCCCAGAGUAUAAUAAAUGCUCCAAGUGCAGCACUGGGUGCCUUAGUUGUAGGGAUUCAAGUGCUUUUUGUAAUCUUUGUGAUAAUCAAAAAUGCUCAUCCUGUUAUGAUUUUGAAGCAGAGUCCUGCCUUAAAUGCGUUUCUGGUACUUCAAACACGGCAAAUUGUCAAUGUGACUAUGGUCUUGCCUGGAACUCAAGUUCAGGAAUGUGUGAAACUUGCCAUCAAUGGCAAUUCAAAGAAAACGAUUCUUGCUAUGAUUGUCCUCCUCUUUGUGCUCAAUGUGAUAGUGAAAAUAAAUGCACAUGGUGCAUUAACAAUGCUGUACUGAGCUCUGGAAGCUGUAUUUGCUCUCCUGGAUAUACAGGAGCAUCUACAUGCACAAUCAUCCCUUUAAUGCUACUCUCGCCAUCAACCAAAAUAAUACCCUGAUUUUGACCUUCAGUGAUGUCUUAA
This is a messenger RNA of Blepharisma stoltei, 1614 nucleotides long. The record is from the annotation of a GenBank genome assembly. Lineage: Eukaryota; Ciliophora; Heterotrichea; Heterotrichida; Blepharismidae.